Messenger RNA from Clarias gariepinus (North African catfish), 1471 nucleotides. RefSeq names its product globoside alpha-1,3-N-acetylgalactosaminyltransferase 1-like. Lineage: Eukaryota; Metazoa; Chordata; Actinopteri; Siluriformes; Clariidae. Gene Ontology annotation, molecular function: hexosyltransferase activity. Gene Ontology annotation, biological process: carbohydrate metabolic process. The record is from RefSeq and is a predicted model, not a curated record. Bases 53 to 1075 code for a protein of 340 amino acids. Gene Ontology annotation, cellular component: vesicle; Golgi apparatus; membrane. The transcript has 7 exons.
UAUUUUUUUCUUUGUUGUUGCUGUGUGAUGGACUAACUGAAGGAAAUACAUAAUGCGAACCCAUAUUUAUUUUCUGGUACUUGGUAUUGCUUUGGUCGGGUUCGCUUACUACAUUUUUUAUGUCUCACAGGCCAGUGGUCCAGCAGAAUGUAACCUGAGCAAGGAUAAAGAAGUUAAGAUACAAGAAGUUAAUAAGGAUUUACUCGUUCCAGAGGGAAUCAAAUACAACCAGCCAAGCACGAGUAAUAGUCGCCCUGAUGUUGCCACAACAACCGCAUGGUUAGCCCCAAUAGUCUGGGAGGGAACAUUUGAUCCGUCUGUGAUUGAUGCCAUUUACAUGCCACAGAACAUCACCGUGGCGGCCACAGUCUUCGCACUGGGAAAGUAUGUGCGUUUCUUAAAGGAUUUCUUUGAGACAGCAGAGCAGCACUUCAUGGUGGGUUACCACGUGCAUUAUUACCUGUUUACAGAUCGCCCAGAUGAGGUUCCGAUUGUUCAGCUGGGGGAAGGACGUGAGCUGGUGAAGAUUGAAACACCAAGCUCAAACCGCUGGCAGGAAAUCACGCUGCGCAGGAUGGAGAUGAUCGAAAAGCUUAUAGAGGAACGCCUUGUCAAUAAAGCUGACUACAUCUUCAGCCUAGAUGUUGACACCAAAUUCUAUGGGCACUGGGGGGCCGAGACUUUGGCUGAUGUAAUUGCUGUGCUGCACCCUGGGUAUUUCGGGACCCCACGGAAUGAAUUCCCAUACGAGAGGCGUCCCGAAUCUUUGGCCUACAUCCCCUUGGAGGAGGGAGACUACUACUAUGGAGGGGCCGUGCUUGGGGGACGUCUUGACCAGGUACUGAAGCUGACUAAGACGUGCCGCACACAGCUGGACCUCGACCGAGCCAAUCAGAUUGAAGCCGCAUGGCAGGAGGAGUCUCACCUGAACAAGUACUUUCUGUACAACAAACCUGUCAAAGUGCUCUCACCUGAGUACCUGUGGCAGGACUUUAAAGCUAAAACCAGUAACAUGAAAGUGAUUCGCUUCUCACAGGUGAUCAAGAACUACGCUGAGGUCCGACCCAAUCCCUAACUUGACCCAAUCCAAUUCUUACAACACCACUACUUCAGUCAGACCUUUCAGAUCUUUACCCAACAAACCAAACCUUCUCAAAUGUCUUUUAAUGGCUUACAUGUAAAACAUGAAGUAAUUAAUCUUCUUAAUAAACCUGCACACAAAGUAGAGCACAGAUUUGCACAUGUUUGUCCAAUGGGUAGGGACAUCAGUCAAUCUUCUUGCACCUCCUGAAACACGUAACGAAAAAAGAACAUUGACAUUAUGUCUAAUAAAUAAGACAACAAAAUAUGUUAAUGAAAUCUUUUGUAAAUGUGUGGUGUAAUGAAGAGCAUCAUGUAACAUCGCCUAACAUUAACCUUAUCUCAGCUGUUUAUUUAAAAUCACUUGAUUAUUACACAUUACUCUUAAUUU